This is a messenger RNA of Dentiscutata erythropus, 1692 nucleotides long. The record is from the annotation of a GenBank genome assembly. Lineage: Eukaryota; Fungi; Glomeromycota; Glomeromycetes; Diversisporales; Gigasporaceae.
AUGCCUCAAGAUCUUGAAUCUAAUAAAUUAGAAAAGAAUGAUAUAAAACUUAACGAAAAUUCCGCAAGUCAAGUUUUGGAAUCAAAUGAUAUAGAAACGAAUGGUUUAACAUUCAUUAAAGAAAAAUCUGGGCAUGAGGGAAUAACUAAUGCGAGUGAAAUUGAUGAUGAUCAAGUAUAUACGGAAUUGACUCAACUUCAAUUCUUCUUUGUUUUUCUUGGUCUAUGUUUUGCCAUGUUCAUGGCAGCUUUAGAUCAAACUAUCGUUACGACUGCUUUGCCAAAGAUAGUAAUUGACCUUGCAUCUGUUGAAAAAAUUGUGUGGGUCGGAACUGCUUAUUUACUCACCGCGACUUCCUUUCAACCAGCUUAUGGAAAACUAGCUGAUAUCUUUGGUCGUAAGAUUACAUUUUUAGCAGCAAUGUUACUUUUUGAAUUGGGAAGCAUCUUAUGUGGUGUAUCUUCGACCAUGGAUAUGUUAAUAAUUUCUCGAUCGAUAGCCGGCCUUGGUGGUGGUGGUAUAUUUGGCAUAGUAUUAAUUAUACUUGCAGACAUUGUUUCAGUUAAAGAUCGUGGUAAAUUUCAAGGAUAUAUCGGUGCUGUUUUCAUUAUCGCAUCCAUCAUAAGCCCAGUAAUUGGUGGAUUAUUCACAGAUAAUAAUAAUUUGAGUUGGAGAUGGGCAUUUUAUAUUAAUGUACCAAUAGGAGUUAUAGCAAUAAUUUGUAUUAUGUUCUUUUUUAAAUCGUCAAGAACUACCGAUUCUUUUUACGAAAAGCUUAAACGCAUCGAUUGGUUGGGAUCACUGCUAAUUACCUGCACAAUGAUGGCAUUUCUGUUACCUCUUAGUUGGGGUGGGGUUACAUACCCAUGGAAUUCCCCCAUUAUUAUAAGUUUGUUGGUCGUUGGUGUGGUAUUAUUAACUAUAUUUAUCUAUGUGGAAGGCUAUGUUGUGGCUGAACCUCUUGUACCUGGACAUUUGUUUAAGGAUCGUAGUAUAGUUGCUUGCUUUUUAGUUAAUUUUUGCCUUGGUAUGAUAUUUUUUUCGAUAAUAUAUUUCCUACCCGUAUAUUUUGAAAUUGUCAACGAAGAUUCAGCUACUAUGGCUGGUGUUAAACUUCUUCCUUACAUUGCGGGUGCUGUCAUCACAGUUUUAUUAUCUGGAUUUAUAGUUUCACAUACAACAAUAAUUUCCUAUAAAGUAAUUUGUAUAGUUGGUGGUAUAUUGACAGCUGUUGGUAUUGGAUUGAUAAGUUUGUUUGAUAUAAAUUCAACUUCUGGUGAAGUCAUUGGUUAUUUAUUAAUUAGCGGAUUGGGCGCUGGUGCUGUCGUACAAACUGUAUUUCUGGCAGGUCAAGCUUCCGUAGAAUAUGAAGAUGUCGCAGCUGUUACUUCUUUGAUAACAUUUUUCAGAACUAUUGGUGCUGUAUUCGGGUUAGGGAUUGUAGCUGCUGUAUUUGCAUCCGGUUUUUCAACCGAAAUAAAAUUAGCAGAUUCUGUUCCAGACUUACUUAAGGAGUAUCAUCAGCUUCCAGAAUUUCUUAAAAAACCAACGAAAAAACUACUUGUAUCGUCUCUAAGUCUCUCGUUUAAGGCUGGAAUUGCAUUUGGGUUGUUAUUAAUAGUGUCGGCUGUGUUUAUCAGAAAUGAGAAAAACAAAGAUAAGGAAAUAGAUGAGGAAGAGGUUAUUCCUUAA